Molecule: messenger RNA, 1681 nt
Organism: Rhododendron vialii
Lineage: Eukaryota; Viridiplantae; Streptophyta; Magnoliopsida; Ericales; Ericaceae
Product: pathogenesis-related thaumatin-like protein 3.5
Exons: 4
Coding region: 710-1654 (314 amino acids)
Biological process (GO): defense response
Cellular component (GO): extracellular region
Source: RefSeq, a predicted model, not a curated record
GCAGAUAAUAUAGUCUUCUACCGAUAGAGAGAAUAUCAACAAAUCGAAACAAUUAAUUAUCUAGAUGGAAGAUCGAGAUUUUGGACUGAUCGAUCGAGUCCAAAUCUUUUACGGGUGAGGAUCCGACUCCUAAGGUAAUGCACCUAAUCUUCUAGUAUAUUCUGUCAUAAAAAAGGUGUUAUUUGGACAAAAAAUUUAGGCUGAAAAUCAGGUUAUGCAAUCUGAGUUUUGAUUAAUUGAGUAAAUGCAUUUCUUUUUGAAGUUUUUUUGGGCCGACUUCAUGGCAAUUAAGUUUGAUUCACAAAGGGUCUUAUCGUUAACUCUUGAACUUUGAAAUACAGUAUGAGCUUUGAAAAAGAGAACAGUUGCAUAAACUCAGCUUUUUACUACCUGGAGUACGAGCAAUUCAUCCAUCGUCCUUCAUUGUACCGCAAAUGGGCGGUGGGAUUGGCCCUGAGAAUAUAUCGAGGCGCCCGUAAACUGGUCCGGACACUUGAGAUUUCGAAAUUAGUUCGUUGUCCAUUCUCAAAGUGGCCCUUAUAGCUGCUAGGUAAAAGUGUAAAGAGGAGAUUUGCACACAACAUUGUAGAAGACGGUUUGAGGCAAGGAAUCAUUCGAAGGAAGCCUUUUUGGCUGGCCAUAGCUUCUAUAUUCCCUCCCCUCAACACGUAUUCUUCCAUUCCAUUCUCUCUCUCUCUCUCUCUCUCAUAUGCUCAUAGCUUCAAGUACUCUUCAAGUAUCCGAAUCCUUAACCAACUUGUACAGAGACAGAAAGAUGGGUUCCAAAGACAAUGUAUGUGAGCCAGUCUUGUUUCUCUUGGUUGUGGUGAUUGCAUCAGGGAUAAGAUUGUCCGAAGGUACAAAUUUCACCCUAGUAAAUUCCUGCAACGAAACCAUAUGGCCCGGAAUCACGGCCAACUACAACUCGACCGGCGACGACGGUUUCGCCCUCAAACCGGGUCAAUCCAGCAUCUUCUCCGCCCCAUCCGGCUGGGGCGGCCGCAUGUGGGCCCGAACCGGCUGCGACUUCAACCAAAACACCAGCACCGGAAAAUGCCAAACCGGCGGCUGCGACUCCUCCCUCAAGUGCUCCGGCCCGGGCGACCCGCCCUUCUCCAUUGCCGAAUUUAACCUCGGGGACAUCGAUUAUUACGACGUUAGCCUCGUCGACGGCUUCAAUUUGCCCUUAACAAUUACCCCCGUGAAGGGUACAAAGGGCAAUUGCAGUGUGGCGGGAUGCGACAGCGAUCUGAGGGCGAAUUGCCCGGAGGAGCUCGUGCAGAAGUCCGAUGGGAAGGUGGUAGCCUGUCGGAGUGCGUGUAACGUGUUUGAUUCCGACGAGUAUUGCUGCAGAGGGGCGUUUUCGGAUCCGGUAUCGUGUGUGCCUACCAACUAUUCCAGGAUUUUCAAGCAGGCUUGCCCGGCCGCGUAUAGCUAUGCUCACGAUGAUUCCACUAGUGUUUUGACUUGCUCUACCACGGAUUAUAUUCUUACUUUCUGCGCAUCUAGGAAUCAAACAGAGUGCACGUAUCACGACAAGCAGCUUGUGUGCCCUGGAUCAAAAUCAUCAGAUGGGUUAAAGGAAUUCCCACAAAGACUCCGGAUCCUCAUGCUGGCAUUUCCCAUAGUCAUGAAUUCCAUAUUCAACUUUUGAAUUUUUUUUUUUUUGGUUUAAACAUUU